Lactuca sativa (garden lettuce) is the source of this 2137-nucleotide messenger RNA. Its product is annotated as polyphenol oxidase I, chloroplastic. Gene Ontology annotation, molecular function: catechol oxidase activity. The record is from RefSeq and is a predicted model, not a curated record. NCBI's taxonomy places the organism in Eukaryota, Viridiplantae, Streptophyta, Magnoliopsida, Asterales, Asteraceae.
UAUAUGGCUUCUUUUAGCUUUUACACUCUUCCUACUUCCACCUCCACCAUCAAGAAUCCCUUAUUUUCUAAAAGCUCCUCCCAUGUGAAGCACUCACAUCGCUUCAGGUCUUCAUGCAAAGCCGCUGCUGAUAGCAAUGACAAAUAUGUCGAAAAUCCUGAUACCCCAAAACUCAUACUACCAAAAUCACCCUCGCUUGAUACGCAGAACGUUGACAGGAGAAACUUGCUCCUGGGACUCGGAGGUCUCUACAGCGCUGCCAACUUCACCAGCAUUCCGUCAGCCUUUGGCGUUCCCAUCGAAGCACCAGACAUUAAUAUUUCAAAGUGUGUUACUGCCACCGUAAGGGGAGUCUCAGCAGAGGCUAUAAGGGGAUUAACUUGUUGCCCUCCGGUGUUUGACUCAUCGGCCAAACCAGCGCCGUACGAAUUUCCGGAUAACCAGGUAAUUCGUAUGCGACCAGCGGCACAGAGAGUCAGUGCAGACUACAAAAAAGACUUUCGAAAGGCAGUUGAGAUAAUGAAGGGAUAUAACGACAAUGACCCACACAGUUGGACGCAACAAGCUAAAGUUCAUUGUGCGUACUGCAACGGCGCUUACACUCAAGUAAAAAGUGGUUUGGAGUUCGAGAAGUAUAUAAUCCAAGUUCACAACUCAUGGCUCUUCUUUCCAUUCCACCGUUGGUACCUCUAUUUCCUCGAGAAGAUAAUGGGAAAGGCGCUCGGGGAUGACACUUUCGCUCUACCAUACUGGAACUGGGACCACCCUACCGGAAUGACGAUUCCUGCCAUGUACGAAGACAAAUUAAAAAAUCCGGAUGGCAACGUUGAUACCCCUGAAAACACUAGAUUCAACUCUCUCUUUGAUCCUUUAAGGAAUACAUCACACAUCGCACCAGCUCUAAUUGAUUUUCAGUAUUAUCCUCAGAAACAAGAAGUUUAUAAUUGUGCAGACCAGAUAGAGAUUAAUCUGUCUAUAAUGUACAAUCAGAUGAUCGCCAACGCCCUUGAUACAAAAUCGUUCUUUGGUGGCGAACUUGUGGCUGGUGAAAACCCCAAUGAAAACAAAAAGGCUGGGUCCAUAGAGGAUGGGGUUCACACGAUUGCCCACCAAUGGGUGGGUAACAAUAGAUUGAAGAACGGAGAAGACAUGGGAAACUUCUACUCCGCAGGCUAUGACCCUCUGUUUUACGGCCACCAUGCGAACGUUGACCGGAUGUGGAAAAUCUGGAAAGGUAUGAACAGGAGACACCAUGCACCAUCCUCGACCGACUGGCUAGAUGCAUCCUACGUAUUUUAUGAUGAGAAUAGAAAACUUGUACGUGUCUACAACCGUGACUGUGUAGACACUAGAACGAUGGGGUAUGAUUAUGAGAGGUCCGAGAUCCCAUGGAUCCGAAAUCGACCUAAUCCACAUCCCAAGGGAGGCAAAGAUAAAGGAAAUGCUCGCAAACCCGACAAAGCGACGGUGAAGGAUCUCAGUUUCCCAGUGAGGUUAAACCAGACAUUGGAGGUUCGAGUGAUGAGACCUGCGAAAAGGACUACGGAGGACAAGGAGCGCACCGAGAUCGCGAUUGAGAAGUUGGUCCUUCAAGGCGUACGAUAUGAUUGUGAGCGCUUUGUCAAGUUCGAUGUGAUAAUGAACGACCCUGAUAAUGGAGUCGAUGUCACCCCAGUUGACACUGAGUUUCUUGGUUAUUUCUCACGGUUGCCCCAUGGCAUGGUCGCUGAAAACAGAAUGAAAGAGAUUAGUGGGAUAUCAUUUGCCAUCAAAGACCGCUUGAAAAUCCUAAAAGUUGAAAAUGAUGAUUCUAUUGUUGUGAAAAUUGUGCCCAGAGCAGGGUGCGAGGAUGUAACUAUUCAGAACAUCGAGGUUGUGAUGGAUCCCGUAGACAAUAUUGUACCUUUAGCGGAGAGCCUGGUUGUGCAAGAUCGGAACAGCGAUGAACUUACUUUGGAGGGCCCGACUGCGCUGGAUUCGAAUUCGGACGACUCUGGCUCGGAGUGAAUUCAGUUUAUUCACGUAAUAACUGCAUGUUUUUUCAUUGGCAUGCAUGGGUAAGUCUGUUUUGAGAUCUGUGAGUCUCGUUAAAGAAGAUGUUCUCGUAACCUAAUAAUAAUUAUUACCGUUUUACGUU